UUUAUCUUUCAGCUUGUGAGUGCUGUCACUUUCGCUUCGCUGCCUUUCAUUGCUAAUUCUUUCACCAUAGCCCCUGCGCAAUUAUCUCCUUCAUCCCCUAGAUAUUCACCCACUUCUCCGAUGGCCUCGCCAACUUCGCCCAGAUAUUCUCCUGCUUCUCCCGCGUACUCUCCUGCGUCGCCCGCUUACUCCCCCGCAUCUCCCGCAUACAGUCCUACAUCUCCACUACGCUCACCCUCGAGCCCUUCUCAGAACGGGACCGCUCACCGCAGUCACUCAUACCAGUCAUCUCCUUCUUGGGAUUGAUCAAUCGUGGUGAUUUUUACCCCCUACAUACACAUACAUUUAGUAUA
Lentinula edodes (shiitake mushroom) is the source of this 353-nucleotide messenger RNA. RefSeq lists its product as uncharacterized. Gene Ontology annotation, biological process: transcription by RNA polymerase II. The coding region runs from base 121 to 306 and encodes 61 amino acids. The record is from RefSeq and is a predicted model, not a curated record. NCBI's taxonomy places the organism in Eukaryota, Fungi, Basidiomycota, Agaricomycetes, Agaricales, Omphalotaceae. Gene Ontology annotation, molecular function: DNA binding. The transcript is spliced from 4 exons.